AUCUCAAUUUUGCUUUUAAUAAUAGCAAAUUUAGUAAUGGCAGUUCCUGUGCAAAGGGGCAAUAACUUGAGAAAAUACUGGAGAACGGCCCGAUCAGACCCUUACCCAAAACCAUUGAGAGCACUGCAUAAUCCAAAUCUAUUUAGUGGUGACAUUUUCCAUCAUAGACGAUUUCAAGCAAAACAGAAAUGCCGUUCCCUACAGUUCCUGGCUAUGGCCUAA
Oppiella nova is the source of this 222-nucleotide messenger RNA. NCBI's taxonomy places the organism in Eukaryota, Metazoa, Arthropoda, Arachnida, Sarcoptiformes, Oppiidae. The record is from the annotation of a GenBank genome assembly.